Molecule: messenger RNA, 3702 nt
Organism: Chenopodium quinoa (quinoa)
Lineage: Eukaryota; Viridiplantae; Streptophyta; Magnoliopsida; Caryophyllales; Amaranthaceae
Product: protein ACCELERATED CELL DEATH 6-like
Exons: 5
Coding region: 2736-3518 (260 amino acids)
Cellular component (GO): plasma membrane
Molecular function (GO): protein phosphatase regulator activity; protein phosphatase 1 binding
Source: RefSeq, a predicted model, not a curated record
CAUUCAAGCAAAUUCAUAUGACUCCAAACCACACGUGAUUUUAGAAUUUAUUUCUAAAGAGCAGUUCUAAACCCAAAAUUCCAAUCAUGACAUCCUCGAAAAUGGAUGAAGAGCUGAGAAAUGCAGCAGUGAGAGGAGAUGUAGACUUCCUUAAACAUUGUGUUGAAUCCAAUAAACCCAUCGAAUACUACUUGACUUUCUAUCCUGAGGAGGAUGACCAAUCUGGAAGACGCCAUCAUGGCAACAUCUUCCACAUGGCCGCAACCGAAAACCAAGAAGAGAUAGCAAAGAUUUUUGUAGAUGUUUAUUAUCGUUGUUUACCAUCUCAUCUUUUGGAACAUGAACGACCCUUGUUAUUGAACAACUCCAGGGGAGAUAACCCUUGCUUUGUGGCUGUUUUUAAUUUUCAAGAAGAAUGUGCGUUGGAAAUUUAUAAAAUGGAUACGGAGUUGAUUUCCAAAAUGCCUAAUUAUCGUGGUACCUCCUUAGUCUACGAGGCCGUAAAUAUGAAGAUGAGCAAGUUAGCUUUAGAGAUUUUGAGGUCUCCCCAUCCUAUUAGUUGCGGCGGCGGAAACAAUGGCUACACUCCAUUCCACUCAAUACAUUAUAUCGAAGGCUCAGGUAAACAUGGUUAUUAUUAAUUUUCUUUCAAUAAAGAACGUAAUUUUUUUUUUUAAUAGUUCUUUUACAAAUAAAUAAUUAAAUAUAGGAAAUUUUAUGGGAAAAUACCUUAUUAAUUUUUUAUGAAAAAGAAGGAAAAAAAAAAAGAAAAUAAACGAAAAGUAGAUGUUGAAAGAGUAGUUAAACUCCCAAAAUAUGGCAAUGGAAGCAUGGAACCUUGUUACAGUAUACACACCUUAUAAAACUAAAGUACUUUAUUAUAACAUAUUUUAUAAGGUAGUUUUUCAAAACAAUCGAUUUUAAUAAAAAAAAUUUCCACAAAAUUUCAUUACUAAUUGUCUAGGUCAAAGUUACACGAUGAGAAAACACAUAGUAAGUUAAAAUGGAACAAACACUUAAAUGAGAAAGUUGUAGUAAAAUAAUAUUGUACUUCGUACAACAUCAUUUUUUUUUUUAAUUUUUAAGAAGUAAGAUACGAGGAGUUUAGGUAUGUCUAACAUCAAUAUGAAUCAAAUAAAAUCUUAUUCCGUGAUUACUUUUUUCUUUAUAAAGUACUUCGUAUAAUUUAGUGAGAGUUAACAUAUACGAAUAUAUGUAUAUCACUAUAUGUUUAUAUACAUGAACACACAAAUAUACACACAUGUGCAUAAUUAUAAUUUGUGGAGAUUCGGCACUUCAUUUGUGGGCAUAUGAUGGUAAAAUUUGGCCAUUCAAAAUUCUCUUAGAUUGUAAGGAUAUCAUCCAAGAUGUAAAUAAGAUUUUCACAUACUUGGUAUCUUUAACGAAUAAUUAUGGUGGCAAUCCAUUACACAACUUGGCUAAAUAUGCCCCGUGUACAGAAGAUGCUACAAAAAUUGCAGAAAUGCUGAUAGAUAUUUACAAAAAAGAAUCACCAAGCCUUUCAAAUAAUCAACAUCCUUGGUUAGUGAAGAACAUUAAUGGAGAUACACCUUUGUCAUUGGCCAUAGCCCAUAAGAAAGAAAAGCUCGCAAUAUAUUUGUUGUCAGUGGAUGAAAAUGUAGUUAUCGAAAGUAAGAAGAAUGUUCUAUUCUUGGCUGUCGAGGUUCAAUGUCAUAAAGUUGCCGAAGAGAUAUUGAAGAUAAUCGAUAACGAAGGUUGAACUCAACUUCUUACGAAUCAUAAAAAGCUCAAUAUCUUGCAUCUUGCUCCAUUAUGCACAGAAAACUUUUGUGCACAACUAAUGGAAAGACAUCCAGAAUUAAUCAAAGGAGUAGAUAAAGAAGGAUCUACAAUAGUUCAUAGUUGGAUAAAAAGUGACAAAGAAUGGCUAUUUAAAUUCAUAUUGGAGAGAAAGUGGAAAGAUCAGUUUGUAAAACUUGUUGAUGUUAAGGAUUACAAUUAUCAAAACAAUCCUUUUCAUGUUGCCGCAACUACCACGCAUAAAGCAACAAACCAGAUUGUACCACUCCUUGUUGAAGCUUACAAAAAAAACAAACUUAUUUGGAGCGUAGAUGAUAUCGAUAAAUUGCCAUGGUUUGAAAAGAAUAAAGAAAACGAAGGGCCUCUACACUUGGCAUUACACAACAAGCGUGAAGAUCUUGGACUAUACAUAUUGUCACUACUCCGGGAUUAUGAAAUUAUGGAUGAACUGCUAGAUUAUUACGAGCCAGAGCACUCUACGUUGUUUCUUGCUAUACAAAACAAUUGCUCUGAAGUAGCCAAAUUCAUAUUGGGAAAGUUGGAUAAGCGAAGCAGGACCAAAUAUCUAAAAGAUUCCUCAACUGGUUGGAAUAUAUUGCAUCUUGCUACAAGCUUGACAGAUGAAGAAUUUGGGACAUGGCUAGUUAAUGAAGCACCAGAGUUCAUCACCGAACAGGAUAACAAUAAUCAAUCACCUUGGGAUACAGCAUAUGAAACCGGUUCUGCAUGGUUUAUAAAAGCGGUUUUGAAAAAAGAUUCAUCCAUGUUUAGUAGCGAACCCCUUAGCUUGGACAAAAGCUUGUGAAAAUGGUCAUGUCGCAGCUAUUCGUGCCUUCAUCGACCAUAAUCCGAGAGCGUUUCGAUAUCUUUGUAUUGAAAAAAAGGAUUCUUCUUUACAUCAUAUAAAACUUACAAGUUCAAUAGACUGUGAAGAUUUUCUCAAGAUUCCAUACAUGAAGGAUCUAAUUAAUCUUCAAGAUUCUCAAGGUGUAACACCUUUACACAAAACAAUACAAGAUAACGACUUAUUCUUGACUGAAACUUUACUCAGCAUUGAUAAGAUCAACUAUGACAUCAAGGAUGAUGAAGAUAAUUCUGCCAUAGAUCUAUUGGUUCAGAAAUGCGCUGACAACCAGGCAUGGGAAGAAAUGUGCCAAAGAAUCGGGUUUAAUCCAAGGAUAAAAACAUCAUACUUCCAGCGUAGGACCAAUUUGUUAGAAGUGCGAAAUUCAUUAUUUGUGGUGGCGGCUCUAUUAGCCACUAUUACAUUUACUGCUGGUUUUACUCUUCCUGGCGGAUUAAAUCAAGAAAGCGGGGAGGCACUUUUAGCCAAGAAGGUUGCAUUUUUGGUAUUUUUGAUGUCUAAUACAUUGGAUAUGUGUACUUCCAUGUUGGUUUUGAUUUGCCUUGUAUGGUCUAUGGUCCAAGAUUCGAGUAAUUCGUUGUUAUUGAUUGAUCGUAGCAUGGUGUUACUCUUGGUAGCGUUUUACUCCACUAUAUUAGCAUUUAUGACUGGGGUCUAUGUGGUUAUAUAUCCAAAGGUUCUUUGGGCAGCCAUCAUAAUCAUCAUAAUGUGCUCUCUUAUUGGAGUUUCGGCGAACAGAACCCUCUUGUACAAAGUGCUAUUGAUCCCUUCACCAAAGAAGAAGCAAAAUCAGAGAGACCCAAUGUAUCUGCUUGAAUUGGGUAAAGCUUUUCCGUGUUGCGUAGGCAGUAGCAGCCAGAAAGUUGAGUGAAUUGAAGCAACAAAUAAAUUCAAUAAAAUUCUUGUAGUUAUUGGCUUAGAAUAUUCUUGUGGUGUUAAGCACUUAUCAUGAGUACUUAUUACAUGAUGCAUUGUCAAAGUUACUCAUUGCUAUUUAAAGUGGUGCAGUUUUUGAAAGCAAAGAAUUUUAUUUUAUUUUUUGACAGGACAAAAGA